Messenger RNA from Exophiala spinifera, 1782 nucleotides. RefSeq lists its product as uncharacterized. Bases 1 to 1782 code for a protein of 593 amino acids. Lineage: Eukaryota; Fungi; Ascomycota; Eurotiomycetes; Chaetothyriales; Herpotrichiellaceae. Gene Ontology annotation, biological process: attachment of GPI anchor to protein. The record is from RefSeq and is a predicted model, not a curated record. Gene Ontology annotation, cellular component: GPI-anchor transamidase complex. The transcript has a single exon.
AUGUCCCGCUCUCUUUUCAUCCUCCUCAAUGUCGCUCUCCUUGCCCUGACCGCCGUCGCCUCCGACUACUAUGAACGACUGACCCUGACACCACUUCCCCUGGGAUCACUCCUCGCCUCCUUCGAUUUCCGUAGCAAUGACACCGCAACGGAUUAUGAGUCGCAAAACUUUCGGUACGUCCCUCGCUCGUUAGGGCAGGCCUUGAGACAUGCGGAUACGGAGGAGUUGCAUCUAAGGUUCACCACGGGCAGAUGGGAUCCUGAUUCUUGGGGCUCGCGUCCGUGGGACGGGACCAAAGAAGGCGGCACAGGCGUUGAACUGUGGGCAUGGAUAAAUGCAGAGACCGAAGAAGAGGCUUUCGAGAAGUGGAUGACAUUGACACAGUCAUUGUCCGGCUUGUUCUGUGCCUCUCUCAACUUCAUCGAUUCCACAAGAACAACACGCCCCGUACUGUCGUUCCAGUCACAGGGGACGUUCAAGAAUCAGAGUAGUGGCGUCCAUUUCCUACACGGUGUGCUUCCUGGUGAGGUGGUCUGUACUGAGAAUUUGACUCCGUUCCUGAAACUCUUGCCUUGCAAGGGAAAGGCCGGGAUCUCAAGUCUUCUUGAUGGGCACAAGGUCUUCGACGCAUCAUGGCAGAGUAUGUCCAUCGAUGUCUCACCAAAAUGCUCUCCUGGCAUUGCGGACUGUCAAAUUGAGAUCAGCCAGACCAUUGACGUGGUUCUCGACAUUGAGCGGUCUAAGAGGCCCAGAGACAACCCCAUACCGCGACCUAUUCCAAUUGAAGAACUUGUCUGUGAUGAGACGAAACCCUACCACUCACAGGAUGCGUGCUAUCCGAAGGAUAUGACGGAUGAGAUGUCCUGGUCUUUGGGUGAUGUGUUUGGGCGUGCCAUGGCCGGAUCAUGCCCCUUGACGGAAGACAAUAGUCCGUCAGUUUGCUUGAACGUACCUCAUGAACGGGCGGUUCAGGCAAGCCCCGGGACCAUCGAGUUAAAGUCUGAGUCUGGUCCAUCGGAGUCCAGAUGCUACAAGCUGGCUUCAAACGAAGUAUUCAAUCUUGAACUCCCCCAGCAGAGCGUGAACGUCAAGCCCGACGUAGGCUAUGAGUUGCUUCGGGCCGAGCGGACCAUCACAGGUCAUGGUGCCGCUCGGGGCGGUAUGCGCACAAUAUUCACCAAUCCAUCGUCCACCGAAUCGGUUGACUUUGUCUACUUUGAGAGCUUACCAUGGUUCAUGCGCCCUUUCAUGCACACAUUGCAAGCACAAGUCACUACGCCAGGCUCUCAAUACGAAAGCCAAAUCAUCACAGACAUGUACUAUCGUCCGGCCAUUGACAGGAAAAGAGGAACCCAGCUCGAGCUUGUCAUGUCUGUCCCACCUGCAAGCACGGUGAUGCUCACCUAUGAGUUUGAGAAGGCGAUCCUUCGAUAUACCGAGUAUCCUCCUGAUGCGAAUAGAGGGUUUAACGUUGCACCGGCUGUGAUACGAGUCUUGCACGAGGUUGACACGACCGGUGUGCCGAAGGAUGUUUACAUUCGGACAACGAGUCUCCUCCUUCCUCUGCCAACCCCUGAUUUUAGCAUGCCGUACAACGUCAUCAUCCUCACCAGCACGGUCAUGGCUCUUGCUUUUGGCAGCAUCUACAAUCUCAUGGUUAGACGUUUCGUUGGCGUGGACGAGGUUGGCGACAACCAAAUCAGAGGGCUGGUCAAGAAGAUCUCGGCUGCAGUUGUCGGCGUAAAGGACAAACUGACAGGGAAUCACCAAAAAGUAGAGUGA